This is a messenger RNA of Adineta steineri, 1506 nucleotides long. The record is from the annotation of a GenBank genome assembly. Lineage: Eukaryota; Metazoa; Rotifera; Eurotatoria; Adinetida; Adinetidae.
AUGUCAAUCGACGAGCCGAUAUCGUCCAAUGAUUUAGAAACAUGUAUUACAGUUCUUGGAAAAUUUAACUCUCAAAAAUCAUAUUCAUUACUUGAAUCAAACGAAUUUAAUGAACUUCGACCAUUAGUUCAUAGUUUAUUUCAUAUCGAAAAACGAAUAAAAAGGAAACGAUUACAAGAUGAACGUCUUCAAUUGAAAUUACAAGAUCAAAAAGCAAAAAACUCAUGUUUACUUCGUUCUGGUCGAGCAGAAAAACUUCAACAAUUACAAUUACAACAUAUUCUCGUACCUGAUGGAACUGUACAAAUUCAAUCAAUAACAUCAACAAAUAUUGCUCAACGACUUCUUAAAUCUUUACCAUGUUAUAUAUGUAAACUUAAAUAUCGUACAUUACAUUUUUUCUAUGAUCGUCUAUGUCCAUCCUGUGCAAAAUUUAAUUAUGAAAAACGUAUACAAACAACCGAUUUAUCAAAUUGUGUAGCUUUAGUUACUGGUGGUCGAGUUAAAAUUGGUUAUCGAAUUGUUCUAAAAUUAUUACAUGCAAAUUGUUUUGUUAUAGCAACAAGUCGAUUUCCAAUGGAUCUUUUAAAUCGUUUGAAAAAUGAACAUGAUUUUAACGAAUGGAAAGAUCGUAUGCAUGUUUAUGCUGUUGAUUUUCGUUAUUCACAAUUAAUUGAACAAUUUACACAAAUGAUCAUUGAAAAAUAUGAUAGAUUAGAUUUUUUAAUUAAUAAUGCUUGUCAAACUAUUCAACGACCAAAAGAAUUUUAUCAACAUUUAUUUAGUAACGAAAGAUUAACUAAUUAUUCACUUCUGUCAAAUGAUCAACUACAAAUUCUUGAUGGAAAUUUGCAAUUCUACACACAAUUAGUUCCAUCUUCGAAUAAACUUCUUCAUCAUACAUCUUCCUCGACAAAUGAUUCAACAUCUUCUUCAAUUAUUAGUACGAUUUCGUUUGAUGUUAAUCAUCAACCAAUUGAUUUUCGUUCAAACAAUUCAUGGAUGUUACGACUUGAUCAAUUAUCAACAAUGGAAAUGAAUGAAGUAUUUGCUAUAAAUACAUUAGCACCAUUUAUUCUCAAUAGUAAAUUAAAAAUUCUCAUGACAGAUAAACAUCCCGAUCGUGAAAGUAAAAAAUUUAUUAUUAAUGUAUCAGCUAUGGAAGGUUCAUUUUCUCGUAAAAAUAAAACUGAUCGACAUCCGCAUACAAAUGCAGCUAAAGCAGCAUUAAAUAUGAUGACACGAACAUCAGCAAAUGAUUAUCAAAAAUCAAAUAUAUAUAUGAUUUCUGUUGAUACAGGUUGGAUUAAUGAUGAAAAACCAUUACAUAAAGCAUAUGAAUGUAUGACUAAUUAUGAUUUCCAAACACCACUUGAUGAAGAAGAUGCAGCUGCACGUGUUCUCGAUCCAAUUAUUGAUACUUAUCGUCAGUUAGCUGAAGGCAAAACAAAUAUUAAUAUUCCAUAUGGAUGUUUUCUAAAAGAUUAUCAUCCAUGUGAUUGGUAA